GUGUGGAAAGUGGAUUUCGGCACCUUUGGAUUGGAGCUGGAUACCACGAACCCCACGAUUCCCAUCGUGGCCAAAGUCUUGCCCAACGGCCAAGCGGCGAAGUGGAACAAGUGGGCGGAGCCUUCCAGGAAAUUACGGCCCGGGCUCGGACUGCGCUCGGUGGACGAGACACAGGACGCGGCCCGGAUCUUGUCGGUGCUGCUGGAGAUGAAAGGUGCUGUGACCUUAGGUUUCACAAGCCCGUCGCUCCACACUGUAAAGCUGCACCGCCGGGCCGGGCUGCCGCUGGGGCUGUGCCUCACAGCGCCGGAGCACGAGGCCAUAGGCCUGGUGGUGAUGUCUGCGCAGGGUCUGGCAGACGUCGCCGGUCUCAAGGCCGGCAUGCAAGUAAUCGCUGUGGAUGGGUGCCGAGACCGGCCGAAGCUACUGGAGGACAUCCAGCACGCUGCGGUGCUGACCCUGCGAGUGGCUUCCUAUUGAGGGCUUCCCUUUCGCGUCGUUUUCCUCCAGUGAGCACUUGGCUCCCCAGGUUUGACCCCUUUAGGGCGAGAGCAGUUCACGUAGCUCUCGUCCGACAGCCCCCCUGGGACUCUGGGCACGCGUAUGAGAAGUUCCUCCGAGGCCGCGUGACAGGGUUGCUUAAAGGAU
This is a messenger RNA of Effrenium voratum, 648 nucleotides long. Lineage: Eukaryota; Dinophyceae; Suessiales; Symbiodiniaceae. The record is from the annotation of a GenBank genome assembly.